CUGGCACCAGAAUGGAGCUGCGCUAGGACAGCUAGCGGUAGGCCGUUUGAGGACGACGAUGAGGUGGCUCAAGCCCUCCCUUCUAAAAGCCUCGCUUUCACCAUUGCUGGCAUUGGGCAUUGCAGAGGUCCUAUCAUCUCCCUGGAUUGCGGAGGCCUCGAAUGUCCAACCACGAAACCUUGCACUGGCAGACAGGAGUAGCAACGACAUCGCCAUGCCGUCACAACAAGCUGCAGCUAAGAGUAUGGUUGACGGCGUCACCCAAAGAGACAUCAAAUCGAGUGUCAGGACCCCAAACACUGCCACUGACCCGGAUGAAGUGCAGGUCUUGCCAGAGUUCAAUGAAGAAAGUGGGAGCAUUCUUGCCAAUGGCUGGAAACUGGGCAAGCAACUUGGGGAAGGAAUGCAGGGUGCUGUGUACGCACUUGAAGGGAAAGAUGGAAAAGAUGCAGGGCGCGUCCUGAAGCUGCUUCACCACAAGCUGAAGGCCAAAGUAACGGGCGACUUGGUCUUGCUGGAGCGCGAGUGGGCCAUCGGCCGGAAGCUCAACCUGCUGAAUGAGGACGACGGUUUCCUACAAGGGUUUAUGCAAACCGGGUCCAAAGUGCUCGAUAAGGAUGGGUCGCUCCUGGGGAUCAUUUUGGAGAAGCUGAACGGGAAGGGUGCCAUGGACCGCUUUGAUGAUGCGAAGUUCAACGACAUCGAUUACAUCCUGGAGAUGGUCAAGCAGGCGCUCGAGGCUCUUGACAGAGCUCGGAAUGCAAUUGGGUUCAGGCAUGGGGAUAUGCAUAUCCGCAACGUGAUGGAGCACAGAAUUGAGGGGGAGGCUGGAGACGCAGAGACAGACUCGGAUGAGGUUAGGUUCGGAAGCAGUGUCGAUCUUCGGGGCUUGCAUUUCAAGAUCAUUGACUAUGGACAUGCGGCGAUUGACAAGCAGGCGUCGCAGGACUACGAGAAGCUGCGGAAGGCGGGCAAGUACGAGACGCCCGCGCCGCCUGCUAUAAGUCCGGAAAAUCUGUACAGGGCGGUAUUCGACAAGCGGGAGGACGUGUGGCGCUUCAUGCGGUCCAUCGGACAGGCCGCGGAGGGCCGGGUCUGGCACGAAGAGGACAAGCCGAAAGUGAAGCUGCUGCUGUCGACCAUCCGAAAGACGACUGGCUACAAACACAAGGCCCACUUCGCACGGUCCAACGAGUCUGGCGAGCGCCGGAAGAGCUUCUUCGAGCAGCUCAUGUCCGUUGGCAGCCAGUUCUUCAUCUUCAAGUGGCUCCACAUCAUGCUCCAUGCUUACUUCUUCCCCGGGCACCCCACGAUGACCCCAAAGGAAGCCCUGCAGUAUAUGAAGAGGAAGAGAGCGGAGCUCGGCAUCGAAGAUUGGGAAUCGCCAGCCCCCUCGUCAUAGCAUAGAAAGUUUGAACUGAACAGCCAUCGAAUCGAAGUGGGGGCCGCGGAAGCUUAGCUGCUCGCUUAGACAGGGAUAACUAAUUGGACGUUUUAUAUGAUUAAUAUCAAGGUGCUUAAAGUUCUGGUAUGAAGAAGGAUAUGAAGUGAAGGUUCUCGUCCAAUUCGUCAAGUACGGAACUGUACAAGGAGGUAGUUGGCAAAAGUGUGCGCUCAUUUAUGCAUCAAAUCAAAGGCUCGCGUCUACUUCUUUGGUCAGUAUCGGCACUUCAGUUGCUAAAGGUAGUCAUUGCCCGUUGUUAGCUUGUCAACUGCGAGAAUGGGUACGUCAAGGACUGGUAAAUCCGUCAAAAGUGCAGGUUAAUGAGGAUCUUUUGCUUUGAGAAGCUAGGUAGUCGGAGACCAGUUUGUACGUACGGCUAGCCUUGGAUGAUUUAGUAACCUUAUGUACCGCACUAACUUGGACUCAGUCGAUUCGUAAGCCGCCACCUCAUGCAAGCCGACUGCGGUAUUUGAAUGCAGCAGCUUACUCCCUCGAGUCAAUAAAUACGUUCU
Molecule: messenger RNA, 1956 nt
Organism: Klebsormidium nitens
Lineage: Eukaryota; Viridiplantae; Streptophyta; Klebsormidiophyceae; Klebsormidiales; Klebsormidiaceae
Source: the annotation of a GenBank genome assembly